Lutra lutra (Eurasian river otter) is the source of this 2157-nucleotide messenger RNA. It is a transcript of the gene PHF10, whose product is annotated as PHD finger protein 10. The transcript has 11 exons. NCBI's taxonomy places the organism in Eukaryota, Metazoa, Chordata, Mammalia, Carnivora, Mustelidae. Gene Ontology annotation, cellular component: npBAF complex. The record is from RefSeq and is a predicted model, not a curated record. The coding region runs from base 80 to 1294 and encodes 404 amino acids.
GGCGGCGGCGGCAGCGGCGGCGGCGGCCGGGACGAGGCGGCGGCGGCGGCGGAGGCGGCGGCGCGGGGCGCUCGGGCUGAUGGCGGCGGCGGCCGGCCCCGGGACGGCGCUGUCUCCGCGGCCGUGCGACAGUGACCCGGCCACCCCCGGAGCGCCGUCCCCGAAGGAUGAUACUGAAGAUAAUUCAAAUGAUGGGACCCAACCACCCAAAAGGAGGCGAACGGGCUCAGGAGACAGCUGCAGGAGCUGUGAGACUUCAAGUCAAGACCUUGGCUUUAGCUACUACCCAGCAGAAAAUCUGAUAGAGUACAAGUGGCCGCCCGACGAAACCGGAGAAUACUAUAUGCUUCAGGAGCAAGUCAGUGAAUAUCUGGGUGUGACCUCCUUCAAACGGAAAUAUCCAGAUUUAGAGCGACGAGAUUUGUCCCAUAAGGAGAAACUCUACCUGCGGGAGCUGAAUGUCAUCACGGAGACACAGUGUACUCUAGGUUUAACAGCAUUGCGCAGUGAUGAAGUGAUUGAUUUAAUGAUAAAAGAAUACCCAGCCAAACAUGCUGAGUACUCUGUUAUUUUGCAAGAAAAAGAGCGUCAGCGAAUUACAGACCAUUACAAAGAGUAUUCUCAAAUGCAACAACAGAACACUCAGAAAGUUGAAGCCAGCAAAGUGCCUGAGUACAUUAAGAAAGCUGCCAAAAAAGCAGCCGAAUUUAACAGCAACUUAAACCGGGAGCGCAUGGAAGAGCGAAGAGCUUACUUCGACCUGCAGACUCACGUCAUCCAGGUGCCUCAAGGGAAGUACAGAGUGUUGCCGACAGAGCGCACCAAGGUCAGCUCCUACCCGGUGGCCCUCAUCCCCGGACAGUUUCAGGAAUACUACAAAAGGUACUCCCCGGAUGAGCUGCGAUAUCUGCCACUCAACACCGCGCUCUACGAGCCCCCCCUGGACCCCGAGCUGCCGGCCCUCGACAGCGAUGGCGACUCGGACGAUGCUGAGGACGGUCGAGGCGAUGAGAAACGGAAACACAAAGGGACUUCGGACAGCUCCUCCGGCAACGUGUCCGAGGGGGAAGGCCUUCCCGAUGGCCAGGAGGAGCCUUUCCAGGGAAGACAGAGAUCCAAGGACAAAGCUGCUACUCCAAGAAAAGACGCUUCCAAACGUUCUGUUCUGUCCAAGUCAGUCCCUGGGUACAAGAUGAAGACUAUUGGGUCAUGUGCGCACAUCGGCCGGCCCGUCUCCUACUUGGCCCACGCGUACUCUUCUUUCUCUGCCUCCGUCACUUAUGUGUUCAAGUAGCGUGAAUGAACGUCAUCUCGCUGUGGUCAGAGCUGUGAAGUUUGUAUGUUCUCCCUCCCCAACGACUGUAGAUGCCCUGCAUCUUUUCUUCUUCGUCCUUUCCAGUGUGUUGCUCAGCGUUUUUUUAAAGCCCAAGUACUUUCAUCGGAUUGAGCAAGGCUUUAAGCUGCACAGUGAAUGGUACUCAAGGAUAUGAGGGUGUCUGUAAUUUUUUUUAAGUGUGUGGUUUUUUUUUUUUGUGUGGCUUGUCUGAAAACUUACUUUCCUCUUUUAUGUUUUGUAUCUCAUGUGGAAUGCUUUCUCCUUAAGCAUAGGCUCUUUUAUUAUUAGAUAUGCAAAGGAAAUAAUCAUAGCUUGGUUUCCAGAAACAUUUAUGCACAUGACAAUGUAUGGAUGAGACAUCUUUCAAUUAAAAAUGUUAAAACAUUGAUUCUUGUAACUUAGAUUUCAUAGAUUUCGGAAAAUAGUCCGUUUUUAAACAAGACCAGUAUGUAAGCUGCUUCACACAGAGCCUUCCGUUUUCCAGUAAGCCUGACUAUACACAUAAUGGUUGUUUGGUACCUGGAUUUCCUCUUCCCGUUAAUAGAGCAAUUUUUCAUUGUAGGCGUCCCUUCUAGUUCACGUAGGGAGUGUAGAAUGCUAUAUUUAAUCCUAAAACCAGAUCACGUUGUUGACAGAAUUUUUUAAAAGAAAUCUGAGGCUUUAGUCAGUAGGCCAUUGUAUGUUGAAAGCUGGCUCUCGAGUCAGGCCCUUCCGAAAGGACCUCGCUAGCAAGUUAGCCAAGAGUAAAGACAAGGCAGUAACAAUUCCUUAUGAACCCACAGUAAGUUCUUCUGGCAUGAAUUUAUAGCCCUCUUCUACCC